This is a messenger RNA of Phyllopteryx taeniolatus (common seadragon), 1570 nucleotides long. RefSeq names its product ras-related GTP-binding protein C-like. NCBI's taxonomy places the organism in Eukaryota, Metazoa, Chordata, Actinopteri, Syngnathiformes, Syngnathidae. The transcript is spliced from 7 exons. Gene Ontology annotation, biological process: cellular response to starvation; regulation of autophagy; cellular response to amino acid stimulus. Gene Ontology annotation, molecular function: GTPase activity; GTP binding. The record is from RefSeq and is a predicted model, not a curated record. Gene Ontology annotation, cellular component: nucleus; Gtr1-Gtr2 GTPase complex; lysosome. The coding region runs from base 3 to 1142 and encodes 379 amino acids.
CGAUGUCUAUACAGUUCGAGGAGCCGGCGUUGACUGCGGGUUACGAUAUCGUAGGCUCGUUUCCCAAAAGUUUCGGUUACGGGCUGGAGGAAGGCGACAUGGUGGAGAGCGGCGUGUCAGCUGACAAGCCCAGGAUCCUGCUGAUGGGGCGGAGGCGCAGCGGAAAGUCGUCCAUUCAGAAGGUUGUUUUUCACAAAAUGUCACCCAAUGAGACUCUGUUUCUGGAGAGCACCAACAAAAUCUACAAGGAUGACAUCUCCAGCAGCUCCUUCAUCAACUUCCAGAUCUGGGACUUCCCUGGCCAAGUGGACUUCUGCGACCCGACAUUCGACAGCGAGAUGAUCUUCAACGGAACAGGCGCUUUAAUCUUUGUCAUUGACGCCCAGGAUGAUUACAUGGAGGCUCUUGAAAAGUUGCAGGUGACUGUGUCAAGAGCGUACAAAGUAAAUCCUGAUAUCAACUUUGAGGUUUUCAUCCAUAAAGUUGAUGGUCUCUCUGACGACCACAAAAUAGAAACACAAAGAGACAUUCAUCAGAGGGCCAACGAUGACCUAGCAGACGCUAGCCUGGAGAAAGUUCACCUCAGCUUCUAUUUGACCAGCAUCUACGACCACUCCAUAUUCGAGGCCUUCAGCAAAGUUGUCCAGAAGCUGAUCCCCCAGUUGCCUACUUUGGAGAACCUCCUGAACAUCUUCAUAUCUCAUUCUGGGAUCGAGAAGGCCUUCCUGUUCGACGUGGUCAGCAAGAUUUACGUGGCCACGGACAGCUCUCCUGUGGACAUGCAGUCCUACGAGCUCUGCUGCGACAUGAUCGAUGUCGUCAUUGACGUCUCCUGCAUUUACGGUCUGCUGGAUGAUGGCAGCGGCUGUGCCUAUGACAAGGAGUCCUUGGCCAUUAUCAAGCUUAACAACACCACCGUGCUUUAUUUGAAAGAGGUCACGAAGUUUUUGGCUCUUGUUUGCAUCCUCAGAGAGGAGAGUUUCGAGAGGAAAGGUUUAAUAGAGUACAAUUUCCACUGUUUCCGAAAAGCCAUCUAUGAGGUGUUUGAAGUCGCUGCCUCCACCCAAAGUGCUGUCCUGAAGAGUUCCAACUCGUCGAGCAGCAGCCUAAAAUAUGCUGCACUGAAUGGGAACGGCGUCUAAACGUAAUCGCAAAAUGCUAUGACCCCCCCCCCGGCUUGUCGCCUUGUUUAGUGUCGCUGACAGGUUUGUCAAAAUUCCGCGGGAUGCGUACAUGGCGUAUUUAGUCUCCCAAAUUGUGCGUAAUCCUUGCUGUGAAGAUGCUGUCAGCUUUGUGUACUUACUCAGCCAGUUAGUUGUGCAGCCCAACACAUUUGGGGCACAGCUGAGGUUUCUUUCGAUCACACUCAUCUUUGUCUCUGCUCGUCUCUCUUUGAAAUGUUUAACCAUAAUGGGCCUCACACACCCUGUGCAGUUCCCUAAUAUUACAGGGGCUUUACAUUUAAGUUUCCUAAGGCCCAAAAAUGCAAUUCCAAAGGCCGUGAUGAUUUAUUUUUUACUGUACAUAUUUUCUAUUAAUAAAAUGUUUCUAUUUUGAUGAUUGAAGCUCA